GGGUAGUGAUUUAGAACUUUAAAUUUGAUAUAUGAUUUGAAGCAAUCUUAAAUAUUGAAAGAAAACCUUUUUUUUUCUAUUAGAUUGAAAUGGAUGUUUUUUUCUUCAUAAAAAUGAAAUUGGGAUCAAGUUUAUAUAAAGCAAUAUUUUGAUAUGGUACAACAGAUUGUGCGGUGAAACUUAACGAUUAUUUCCAUUUGUAUAUUGUCUGUUUUUGCAUUCUAAACGAUCUGUCAAAUUUGCCAAUAAAUUACAUUUAAUGAUUGCAAUUUUACUAACACAUAUCCCGCUCUUUGUAAUCGCAUUCUUAUGACUUUUCAUUCUAACACCAGUUUCGAUUACUGUUUUGUUGCUCAUUUCAUAUUCAUAUUGUCAAUCCAUUUACUUCAUGCGGUCGAAUGACAGUUGGAAAGCGUAGUUAAAGGGGAACAUUGACAAGUGCUUUGAUUUAGUGAAGACAACAAUUUCAAUUUACUUGGAGGAAAAUACAAAAAGUUGAAGUAUUGAACGAAUCGUUCGUUUUGAAAUAGUUAUUUUGAGUGAAAACUUUCGUUGACACCGCUUUUGUUUUGAUGAACAAACGUCACGUUUAAUUGAACCAUUGAUUAUCCAUAUCCACAAUGAGUUCCGAAUCACCAAACAAAGCCAUAACUGAAGCCACGAACCAAACGCCAGAUGAUGAUGCCAAACAAAACGAUGAUCAACUGCCUGUUGCAGCUCCAGUGGCCCAAGAAAAUCGGUCCGGAAUUUUCAAGCUCGAUGUUGACUGCUGCGAAGAAAUAUUCGAGUGGUUGUCUAUCAAAGAUCUGUACUCGUUCGGUCAAACGUGCAAACGCAUGAAUCGAAUCGCUGGCAUGUAUUUCCGUCAGAAUUAUCCAAUGGCCGAAAUCACAAACAGACCUAAUGGCAUUCAUCACAAUUCCACUCGACUACAUGGUUUCAGUGAAUAUGUUGAAAAUGUCACCAUCUCUUCGGCUUUUGAAAAUAGCGAAUUGGAAUACAUUGAAACAAACUUUAAAUCAUUGAAGAAAAUUACAUUUUGGUCAUCUUCAUUGUCCAUUUCAAACAUUAUUCUUCUGAUUGGUGAUGUCCCUGCUAAGGUCGAGAGCUUAUUAAUUUACGGCAAUUGUCCUGACGAAAAUUUUUUUGACUUGUGUCCAAAUUUGACGCAGCUCACAGUCAAUUGGAGAAACACUGAUUGGCUGUUCAAACUUAACAAGUGUCCAAAGCUCGAACACAUCAAUUUGGAUAAAAUUGAUGGAUGGGUGGUGAAUGUGGAGGCAUUUUUCAACCAAAUCCCGAAUAUUCGUACGAUUAAAGUUUCUACGCAAUUCCUUUCAGCUAACAAAGACCAGUUGUUAAGUUCCAACGUAAAAUUGGAUAAUUUGAUCAUUAAUAUGUGGUGCAACGAGAAAGAUACAUCAAUCUGCGCUAUUUUGAACAAGCUUCACGAUUGUGGCUUCUACAAGCGGUUGCACUUUCAUUUUACGUAUUUCGCUCCUUUGAAUCAACAAUGGAUUGAUCGAAUGGCUUCAUUGCGGGCACUCGAAACUCUUGGAAUCAGUGAAGUAGACGAAGGUGUCGUUUGGCCAGUCAUGCACGUGAAGAAAAUGUAUAUAUUUGAUUUGUAUCAGUUAGAUUUAACCACACUGCCAUCUAAACUACCAAAUCUGCAACGGCUUCGUUUACGCGACAAAUCCAUUGGAGCGAUUAUGCCUUUCGUUCGAUGCUCAAAGCAUUUAUCGAGCAUCAUUAUGGGGCACUCAAACUUCUCACCACCAAACGAUGACAUUCUCGAUCUAUCGACAUUGAACAAGAAACGUGCGAAAUUGGACGGAGCAUACAAAGUGACGAUUUAUGUGCCUGAAGGAGUAUUUCUGGAAACGAAGGAGAAGAAUCGCACGAGUCGAAGUUUAGUCCAAAUUAAACGGAAGGAAUCGUUCAAAAUGAAUGUAUGGAAUUAUUGGUAUCUCGACUAAGCAGUCAGCAGUCCAGAAAGAAAUAACAUCAACAGUCUGCGUACAAGUACAGCUGCUGCCAGCUGUGAUGAUUCAAACUGAUAUUUUGUAAAACAAAAGACACAAGAUAGAAACAGAUAAAGCGAAGCAAGUUCAUGUUGAAAUUUCAUGUAGUUUUUUUUUCAACAAAAGUGUGUUUGGUAAUCUUGAUUAGAUGGAAAUUAGUAAUUAGAGGAGGUAAUUGAACAGGGAAAUUCAAGUUUCUAUGCAAUUCACAUCCGAUUGAUGAAAAGGUAAUGUAUUGCUGAUAUAUAUGUAUAAAAAUUUCGAAGAUAAAAUUACUAUUGAUUUUAAGGUUCACUACUUUGCUAUUUUCAAUAACUUCAAAGUUAAUUUCCUUCAAAGCAGUAUACUUAUUGUAAAUUCACAGUACACUGCUUGCAGCAUGCUUUUAAGAAAAGGAAAUUUCGCCACUAAUUGUUCAAUAUACUAAAUCAUCGAUGUAAAUAGAAAAUGAAAAUUUGAUUCAUUCUCAACUUUUGAAAACGUCUGAUUCAUUAUCGAAUAUCUCUAUUUUCAUGUCUUCACAUUCUCAUUCUGAAAAUUCGACAAAAGUCACAAAGGCACCUUCAACAGACUAGUACGAUUUUUUGGCCAACAUAAUAUUCCACUUGCUCAAUGGCAACGUAUUUUGACUCAAUCAAAGCCAUGGUUCAUUUUGCACUGUUGAAACCAUAGAUACAAAGAACGUAUUCCACCGCAAGCAACUUCACAACAAUUUCCAGCCACGACUAACCCAAAUGUUAUCUAUUCCGGCCCAUAUUCGGAUCCCGGAUAUUUACAAAUGGCUUUGGGCGCUUAUCUAACACCAUCGUCCUCUGUUUACAAAAGUGUUGAUCCAUACUUUCUAUCACAAGCGGGUCUUUUCAGUGGAGCUAACUUCUUCCCCGGCGGUGGUUGUUCGGCCGAUAUUGCUCUUGGACUUGGAAUGAAUGUGAAUGCUUUACGACAUUGCCGUCGAAGGAAGGCUCGAACUGUGUUUAGCGAUCCACAAUUGACUGGACUGGAGAAGCGGUUUGAAAAUCAAAGAUAUUUGUCUACGCCAGAACGUGUUGAAUUAGCGGCAGCCCUUGGAUUGAGUGAAACCCAAGUAAAAACUUGGUUCCAAAAUCGACGAAUGAAGCACAAAAAGCAAUUGAGAAGGCGUGAUAUAAGUUCAGCGGAACCAGUUGAUUUCUCCCGCAAUGAGGCCGGCAAAAGUACACCGAAUGCAUCAGACAAUGGCAAACGUGGUCCAGCCGAUGAAUCGGAGCGUGCAUUCUCGCUUUACUCAUCGAUGGGUGUAAAAUCGUUAAAAGCACAGUCAUCCAUUCAAAUGUUGCGCAGCAUCUCAUCCGAUGAUCUUAUGAAGUCAAGCGACAGCGAUACUGAAGACGAAAGCGAUGUAGAUAUAGUCGGCGAAUCAAAGGGUUAUAUUUCAUAAUACAAUAAACAAAGGAGUUUAUUAUAAAAAAAUAUAUACAUACAAAACAGGGUAUUACUAUUGUAAUUAAAUUGGGUUAAUUAAUUCCAAAGUUUUUCUCCAAAUGCGAACAUUCGAUUAAGAUUAGGCUACUUUGUCGAAAAAAAAACAAUAUUAUUAGCAUUUAACAAUAAUAAUUUAAUAUGGUCUCAUCUCUAUAGUAAAAAAAACUUUUAUGUAGAAUCUUCAACGAAUGGCGAAACAAUCAGAACAAAAACGUGAAAUCCCAACACUUGUUUUUC
Molecule: messenger RNA, 3722 nt
Organism: Sitodiplosis mosellana (orange wheat blossom midge)
Lineage: Eukaryota; Metazoa; Arthropoda; Insecta; Diptera; Cecidomyiidae
Product: brain-specific homeobox protein-like
Exons: 7
Coding region: 2803-3441 (212 amino acids)
Biological process (GO): regulation of DNA-templated transcription
Molecular function (GO): protein binding; DNA-binding transcription factor activity, RNA polymerase II-specific; DNA binding
Source: RefSeq, a predicted model, not a curated record